Molecule: messenger RNA, 2575 nt
Organism: Bactrocera oleae (olive fruit fly)
Lineage: Eukaryota; Metazoa; Arthropoda; Insecta; Diptera; Tephritidae
Product: glutathione-specific gamma-glutamylcyclotransferase 1
Biological process (GO): glutathione catabolic process
Cellular component (GO): cytoplasm
Molecular function (GO): gamma-glutamylcyclotransferase activity; glutathione specific gamma-glutamylcyclotransferase activity
Source: RefSeq, a predicted model, not a curated record
AGAAAUUAUAAAGUGUUAUGAGUGUAGAGAAGGUUUGGCGGAAGGAAAUCACAGAUUUUAUGUUAUAUCGAAAUAAAAUUAACUAAAAAGGUACUAAGUAAACUAGAGAUGGGGCAAAAUAUAGUACAUAAUAACGCAUUAAACUAUAGUUUGUGUUCGCAUGGGCAUGAAUGUAGUCGUGUCGACUCUUGAUAUAAUGUGAAAAGCGACAACGCCAAGUUUCAGUCACUGCUUGGCCAUCAGAGUGAACAUACAAACGAGGCCGAGAGGCGUCUAAAAUUGAAAGCUCUAAAACGAAAAUUGUGCGCGCAAAUAUUUAUAAAAAAUUUUACUAAUGCACGCAUAAAUACAUACAAAUAUAUAAUAGCUUUGGUAUUAAGAACAUCAGGUAAAAGGCAAAAGACACACAAAGUAUUAUCUGACAAAUUUAGCGUCUGUCGGUGAAAAUUAAGAAAUCCAUGGCGGUUAUAUUAUGAAUAAUAUUUAAAGCAAAACUAAAAAAGACACGUGUAACAAAGACCAUCCACAUUAAGAAACUAUGCACAAGUGAAAGAAUGAACACAGCAGCAAAACACAACCUACCAUGUGCGAAAAGUAACAAAUAGUGAAAGAUUGCUUGAUUAAAUCUGCUUCAUCAUUUCGCCGCAUCAAAAUUAACAUGUACCAGUUGAAAUAAAAGUUUUUCCUAUGGAAGGCUCUCUGGCAAAACUCAUAAAGUCGCUAAAUUCAUAGAGGAUGUAAACGGCCGCAACACACUUACACAUUUCGGAUAAGCUAAAUUAAAACAAACAAAAAAAAAUUACAUAUAAAAACUGAAAAAGUGAGAAUCGUCCCAAAACCAAAAAAUGUUAAAUAUUUAAAAAAUCUCACCUGUAACUCCAAGCCAAUGACGAGCUAAAAACUAACUGCAUUCUCGCACAGCUCAUCAUAGAAAGCCGCAAGAAAGCACGCACUUACAAAUCUAUACAAUCCAGCCAAAAACAUCGAUGUGUUGCCAGCAAUCGCCACAGCAACAACAGAGAUUACUACAACAACAAAAUCAAAGCGUACGCGGCUUAAACGCAGCUUGGAGUGAAAACAUCAAAGAUCAUACAUAUUAUCACCAAAAUCUCUCACAAACACGUGCAUUAUUCAUAAGCCGCAAUAUAGAUCUAUUCAGCUAGUAUUAGCUUAAAAAAUAGCGAGUGCUGUUAAUAACAGUAACGUAAUUUUAACUCAGCUAACGGUCCACAAACUUCCGGCAAACUAUUGCGGUUAACAGUAACAUCUAGUCGUCACUAUCAAAUUUCACGUACGCUUCCCACACCAAAGAUGGCACACAAUUAUAGAGCUCGAUAUCACAACAACGACCCCAACAACAAUGAUAAUUUUAAUGAAAAUCCAGCUGCACGCGGCGCACCGGAAUAUUUUGAAAACCUUUUUUUGAAUGGAAAUUUUGCAGCAAACGCUGAUGAGGACAUGCUGGAUGCAGCGGCGGCACUAGUAGAGCCCAACAACUUAGCCGAGAAUGCCAAUUAUGAACCGUCAUGUUGGGUCUUUGGCUAUGGUUCGCUCUGCUGGCAUCCCGGCUUCGAGUAUUCCAAAUGCAUAACGGGGUACAUCAAAGGUUUCGUGAGACGUUUUUGGCAGGGUAAUACCACGCAUCGAGGCACUGACGAGAAGCCUGGCCGCGUGGCGACACUCAUUGAAGACAAAGAGGUGAGUGGCGAGAAGAAUGGCAUCACUUGGGGUUGUGCCUACAAAAUUACCGGCGGCACGGCGUUGGAGUACCUUAAACAACGCGAAUGUAAGCUAGGCGGUUACAUUGUGCUCGAAACGAAGUUCUUCCCUCGCGUCGCUUCCUUUGAUACACCGUUUAGUGGUGAAGCAGUUCCUGUGUUGGUGUAUGUGGCUACGCCUGAUAAUUGCCAUUGGCUGGGCGAAGAUACGGCCGAAAAUAUUGCUGAACAGAUUGUUGAGUGCUGCGGACCGAGCGGGCAUAACGUCGAGUAUUUGUUACGACUGGCUGAUUUUAUUCGCGAGGAAAUACCUGACGUUGUAGAUCCACAUCUGUUCGAACUGGAGUUUCUGGUGCUGGAAAAAUUGAACAAACGCCAAAUACCUCUGUGGUCUGUGAUGGGCGUGUCGCCGGAACGUAUACGUCGCGACUCACACGAAGAAAUCAAACGACCACCAACAUUCGAAUUCACUUCUCGUAUAGCGGAACGCAAGUUGCGUUGCUUGAAUAUUUGAUUGGAUAUCAAUAGGACUGGCAUGCGCUUAAAGCGUCUAAUGGUACGCAAGGCUGGCUGUAAUAAAUUGUUUGAAACAUACAUACAUACAUGAAUUCAUGUGUUUAUAAAAUAAAUAUAAAUUCUAGCUGAGUGCGACGAUUCGAGUAGUGAGAAUUAACGUGUUAAAUUAUAAAGAGUGCUAAAGAAUACAUAUUUAUUAUUAAUAUCAAUUGGCUUUCGAUGUAUUUAUAAUGUAAUUUGUUAAUUUUUUACUUUAGAGAAUUAAAAUUUAUAAUCUUAGCAAUCGUAAGUGACAAAAGAAUCGAAACAAUUUAAUGUAAGAUAUGGCUUCCACGCACAUU